Dimorphilus gyrociliatus is the source of this 3739-nucleotide messenger RNA. NCBI's taxonomy places the organism in Eukaryota, Metazoa, Annelida, Polychaeta, Dinophilidae. The record is from the annotation of a GenBank genome assembly.
AGUUAAUAUUUUUCCACCUCUCACGUAAAAUUUCUACAAGAUGGCUUCUGCACUGGAAGUAAAGGUUCAUCCUCUGGUUUUAUUCAAUAUCGUAGAUUCUUAUGAACGUAGAAGUGAAGACCCAAAGAGGGUAAUCGGAACACUCUUAGGAAUCGUUGACAAGAAUGUGGUAGAAAUUACAAAUUGUUUUACAGUUCCUCACAAUGAAUCAGCUGAUGAGGUUGCAGUUGAUAUUGAAUAUGCUAAAGGAAUGUUUGAUUUAUAUAAACGAGUAACCCCUUGGGAAACUGUUGUUGGAUGGUACUCAACUGGAAAUGAAGUUACUGCCCAUUCCCGUUUAAUUCACGAAUAUUACUCUUUGGAGUGUAAACAACCGAUACAUAUAACAGUAGACACAUCUCUAAAGAAUAACAGAAUGAACAUUCAAGGCUACAUUGGAUCUGCUGUUGGAAUAUCUGGCAAAGCUCAAGGUGUUAUAUUUACGCCUUUAGAUAUUGACAUUGUUGCCCAAGAUGCUGAAAGAGUUGCUUUUCACACUAUUUCCCAAGCGAAGAGUCUACCACGUAAAGUCGUUUCGGUUCGUAGCGAUAUGGAACAAGUAGCCAAGGCUUCGGAGCAGAUUGAGACCAUGUUAGAAAAAGUUGAGGACUAUGUUGAUAAAGUUACUAAAAAAGAAUUAGAGGCAAACCCAAAAGUAGGCAGAAGUUUAUUAGAAUUAAUUAACAGCGUACCAAAGUUAAGCGCUGAAGAGUUUGAUACAAUUGUCAAUUCUAAUAUGAAAGAUUUGUUGAUGGUAGUAUAUUUGGCAAACUUAACGAAGACUCAACUAAUGUUGAAGGAAAAAUUGAUUCAUUGUUUGUACGAAGAUCAAGUAGGAAAAUUCGACUGGCGACAGCAGUACAUAGGCAAGGUCCAAUUUGCAGCGUUCAACCAGGCAGGUCAGUUUGGUAAAAAAGUGAUUGUUGGAAGUGAAGAAAAUGUUAUAGCCGCCUUAACAGUGAAAAAUGGAGAAUUAUCUUGGCGUCAGAUUCUAGAGAACGAUGAUCGUUUGGACACGGUACUACAUCUAGAAACAGCUGUCGUUGCUAUAUCUGGGGGUGGCAAAUUUGUUAGGGCAUUCACUAUAAAUCAAGGAUUUCUAUUAUGGGAAGUGAAUUUACAAAGUGAACCUGAAGGAACAGCCACUGGUGUUAUUUAUGGUGGAAGAAGUGAAAAAGUGGCAGUUCUUGCCAAUAAUCGUGUUUGGUCUGUAGACACUUCCACAGGAAGAGUUCAAUGGACGAAAACUUUAACACCCCUCAAGAGCAAAUUUCAAAAGCUCAUAAAUACGGAUUCUUCUGUGACUGUAUUGAGAAUUCCUAGCUCAGGAGAUACUGAUGUUAUUUCUUAUAGUACUGAUGGUAGUCGCGUAGCUGAGAAUACAAUUAAAAACCCUUGGAUGAAAACAGACAGCCUAGAAUGUAUUACCGUUACAACUAAUGUAGUCUGCUUAGAAAGUGAAAAAUCCCGAUUAUACUUAUUAAACGCUGCUAAACCCCAUUCCUAUAAGGAAAUAGUUCUAUCUGCUUCUACAUGUUCAAAAAACCUAAAUGCAUUAUUUGAAACAAGAGAGAGUCUAGGUAGCUUAUUCGGUUUUAAGAAAAGUUCAGGCUCUGGUAUGGCUUUAAUAAAGAUUGACGGAGACAAAACAAAAGAAUUAUUUUAUUCCGAUAAUAUUGUUGCUACUUCCAUCACCAAACUUAACAACGAGCUAAUUAUUGCCACUGCAACCGUUGAAAAUCAAGAAAUAAAAAUAAGAUUUUUUGAAUAUGAAACUGGAAAUGAAAUAACUAGCUUACAAAUGAGUGACAUAUGGCCAUCGUAUAGAAAAUAUCCAAAUGAACUCAGAGUAUUAGCGUUUAAGAAAAAAGAUGGCACCACUUCUGUGCGAGUUUUUAUUAUUUCUGAUGAUCUCUCUCUGUCAAUGUUCAUUAAGAAUGGAGGAAUAACAUGGACGAGGGAGGAAGCUCUGUCAAAUAUACUCUCUGUCGAAAUGGUUGAUUUGCCAGUGUCUCAAAUUCAAGCUGAAAUGGAAGAUGAAUUUGGCAGUUCAGGAUAUAAUCUGGCUAGUAUGUUUGUGAAAAGGUUAAUUACCCAGUUACAUCAAUUUGGCACUUGGAUUCUUCAUAUAUCAGCAAAAUUGUCUAAAACUAGUGGAUCAAAUUCCGGAAGAGCUGAAUUAAUAAACGAUCCUGAUUAUUUGACAAGAGAUGACUUUAACUUACAUAAAAUGAUUGUAGCAACUACAGCUUCCAUGAAGCUAUUUGGUAUUGAUAAUUUAAGCGGUCAAAUAUUAUGGCAAAUUAGUAUAACAAAUGCUGAAGUUUUUGACCACUCUGGGAAAAUAGCUCUUCCAUUAUAUAUUCAAAGGACAACGGCUCAUUUUCCCCAUCCUCCUGUGGCUACUGUUGUGGCAAGACAUGCUACAAAAGCUCAGUCUAUAUUUAUGACUUUCAAUCCGAUUACUGGUGAAAUUCAAGGAUCGAACGAUGGUGUUCUUAUGAACUACGUACCAAUUCAAAUUACUCAACUUCAAUUUGUCCAGGAAGACUACAUUGCACCAUUAGUAAUAAUUGACAGUUCGAAAAUGGUACACGUUUACCCAACGGAAGGAAAAAAUGUUGUGAAAGAACAUGCCAAUAACUUAUUCACAUAUACGGUUGAUACCACUACCAAUAUACUAAAUGGAUAUGUUAUUAUGCAAGAAGAUAGCUAUUUAGUUGCUGCUCCAUCAUGGAGAGUUGAUCUGAUGAAAAACGAGCAGAAUAUAACAAACAUAGUCGCAAAGAGAUCAAUCGGUACAAAUUACUAUUUAAGAUAUCAGGAAAUACCUUUUUCCUACAUGUUUACUGUCUCUUUUCUAGAACACGUUCAUUCUCAAGGAGUUGUUUUGGGAGACAGAAGUGUUAUGUACAAGUACUUAAACCCAAAUUUAUUUGCCGUAACUACCUCAGGAGUUGAUCAACAGGGAAAAUCUUUUAUAUCAGUAUAUCUAAUUGAUGGAGUAACUGGGAACGUCGUUUAUUCUACAACGCACAAAAGCGCUUUGGGCCCUGUACAAAUAGUUCAUUCUGAAAAUUGGAUAGCUUAUGUUUAUUAUUCGGUGAAAAAUAGACAAAAAAGAAGCGAAGUUGCAGUUGUUGAAAUUUUUGAGGGUAAAGAACAAAACAAUGCAACGGCGUUUAGCUCAUUCUCCGUGAAUUAUCAGCCUAUGUUUAUGACUCAAGCUUAUAUAUUUUCUGGUCACGUAUCUGCAAUGGCAGUGACAGUUACCGAGAAGGGUAUUACUAACAAAGAAGUUAUAAUGGCUUUACCAACUGGAUCGAUUUUAGCUUUACCAAAGAUGCUUCUAGAUCCUAGACGACCCUUAGUCCCAACGGCGGAGUCACAAGAAGAAGGCGUUCUCCCCUAUAUCCCAGAAUUACCAAAGCUAUUCGAAGCGAUGGUUAAUUAUAAUCAGUCAGUAUAUAGAGUUAAAGGAAUUCACACUGCACCAGCAGGAUUGGAAUCAACGUCACUUGUUCUCACCUAUGGUCUAGAUUUAUUCUAUACUCGUCUCAUGCCAUCGAAAAUGUACGAUGUAUUAAAAGAAGAUUUUGACUAUUUUUUUAUUAGUGCCGUUGUCACGGGAAUGAUUGUUGUAUCUGUCGUAACGCAAAAAUUUUCCUCAAGGAAAGCUCUUUCAAGAGCUUGGAAAUAA